Messenger RNA from Mucor mucedo, 588 nucleotides. RefSeq lists its product as uncharacterized. The transcript is spliced from 2 exons. The annotation marks the transcript as partial. Lineage: Eukaryota; Fungi; Mucoromycota; Mucoromycetes; Mucorales; Mucoraceae. The record is from RefSeq and is a predicted model, not a curated record.
GGUACAGUGGUAGAAGACCAAUUAUAUGAAUUUGGCAAGCUUCAAACUAGAGAGCAUCCUUCUCAGUUUUUCAUCUUUAAUGUCAACAAUUCUGAACUGUAUAUCAAACAUGGAACAUUCACGAGUGGUGAGAGUGAGGAAAUAAUGACUAAUUAUAACAACAUAACAUCACAACUGCCUGAAGAUUUCAAACAAUAUUUGAACAAAUUCAACUGCAAAUCAACAGUAGACAUAAGAAAAGCAUUUUUACAAAAAGAAAGCUGGGAAGACAGUUACGAUCAAGAUAAACAUUUCGAUUUAGACUGGAUCAAACAAUCGAUACAUAUGCUUUUACAAGAAGGCGAGGGGGUAUCGGUGGCGUCUGUUGUAAUAAAAACCACCAAAAGAACUUUAGUAGACGUAUACAACUCAGCUAGAAAAAAUAUGGGUCGACGAUUUGAUUUCCUAAUAAGAGAAAAUCACCCAAAAAGCACCACUAGUUUAGAGUAUGGUGCGGCAGAGGUGGCUAAAAAUUACGACUUAAACAGCAACAAAAUGAUAAUCGAAGCUUGCCAAAUUCAUAUAAUUGGUCUGGAUAUAACUAAAUAA